CGGGACAAGCUUAGGUUGUGGCGGUUCCCCGGUGAUUGCGCGCUGGAAGCUGAGGCGUUUGCGCGCGAUCGGACGAUGCCGUGACACAGCUUAGCGGCAGCGUUGACAGCGUGAUCGCACCCCCGUGGAGGGAGCCCUUCGGCCGCGGAGGUGGCGCGGUGUGAACGCAGGUUGUUAUUUGAGGGUGCUCCCUCGAAGCCCUUCAGCUAGUGGGGGAGGGGCGGGGGCCCAAACACGAACGGUCCAGUCUGCGCUUGCGCGCGCUCCUCCGGCGACCCGGGCCGCACGCGCGCGCAUGCUCGGUGCGCUCGGAGCCGCGGUGGCUAGCAACACUGCGCGUGCGCACUGAGAAGCCCGCUGAGGAGCGGCGCUGGCGGACGUCGGGCGGGCAGCUCGUGACGUCGUGAGGAGAGCUUUAAAGUGCGGGUCGAGCAGGGCGUCGGAGGGUCUGUCGGGGAGUCGGGCCGAGCCUCCUCAGCUGCCCUCCGCGGCAUGAGGCGCUGCCGGCGCCCCUGCCCCCCGGGACGUGGAGAAGGUGGAGGAGGAGGAAACCGCGUUGCCGCCGCCGCUGCCUGACCCGCCGCCUCUGAGGCUUGACCCUCGCGCCCGGCUCUCGACGCCCCUCGCCGGGUUCUUCAGCCUCGCAUGGGGGCCUGGCGUUGAAGCCUCUCUUCCCCCCGGGUCCCCCGGGCGCGUCCCCCGAGAGCCAUGCCCGCCCGCCCCGGAGGACCCUGAAGCAGCGUCGCGGGGGCCAUGGCGGCCGCCAGCGGUUACACGGACCUGCGUGAGAAGCUCAAGUCCAUGACGUCCCGGGACAACUACAAGGCUGGCAGCCGGGAGGCCGCCGCCGCCGCCGCGGCCGCCGUGGCCGCCGCCGCCGCCGCCGCGGCCGCCGCCGAGCCGUACCCAGUGCCCGGGGCGAAGCGCAAGUACCAGGAGGACUCGGACCCCGAGCGCAGCGACUACGAGGAGCAGCAGCUGCAGAAGGAGGAGGAGGCGCGCAAGGUGAAGAGCGGCAUCCGCCAGAUGCGCCUCUUCAGCCAGGACGAGUGUGCCAAGAUCGAGGCGCGCAUCGACGAGGUGGUGUCCCGCGCCGAGAAGGGCCUGUACAACGAGCACACGGUGGACCGGGCCCCCCUGCGCAACAAGUACUUCUUCGGCGAGGGCUACACGUACGGCGCCCAGCUGCAGAAGCGCGGGCCGGGCCAGGAGCGCCUCUACCCGCCCGGCGACGUGGACGAGAUCCCCGAGUGGGUCCACCAGCUGGUGAUCCAGAAGCUGGUGGAGCACCGCGUCAUCCCCGAGGGCUUCGUCAACAGCGCCGUCAUCAACGACUACCAGCCCGGCGGCUGCAUCGUGUCGCAUGUCGACCCCAUCCACAUUUUCGAGCGCCCCAUCGUGUCCGUGUCCUUUUUCAGCGACUCCGCGCUCUGCUUCGGCUGCAAGUUCCAGUUCAAGCCCAUCCGGGUGUCGGAACCGGUGCUUUCCCUGCCCGUGCGCAGGGGGAGCGUGACUGUGCUCAGUGGAUAUGCUGCUGAUGAAAUCACUCACUGCAUACGUCCUCAGGACAUCAAGGAACGCAGAGCAGUCAUCAUCCUCAGGAAGACAAGAUUAGAUGCACCUCGGUUGGAAACAAAGUCCCUGAGCAGCUCUGUGUUACCACCUAGCUAUGCUUCAGAUCGUCUAUCAGGAAACAACCGGGACUCCAAUCUGAAACCCAAACGGUCCCAUCGCAAGGCAGACCCUGAUGCUGCCCACAGGCCUCGAAUUCUGGAGAUGGACAAGGAAGAAAAUCGGCGUUCAGUGUUGCUGCCCACACACCGACGGAGGGGUAGCUUUAGCUCUGAGAACUACUGGCGCAAGUCUUAUGAGUCUGCUGAGGACUGUUCAGAGGCAGCUGGCAGCCCCACCCGAAAAGUGAAGAUGCGGAGGCACUGAGGCCUGUUGUAUCUUCCCAGGAACUCUGGUUUUCCUCACUUAGCUGCCCCUCCUUUAGUUUUGAGGAUUUUGUUUCUGGGUUUUGGGGGCUUUUUUUUUUUUUCAGUUUUUUUUUUGUUUUUUUGUUUUGUUAAUUUUAUUUUUAUCCAUAUAUAUUUUUUUCCCCCUUGAUUUGUUGCCUAUUGAGGCCGAAGAACAGAUUGAUUGGGACUUGGUCCUCAUGUUAUUGGUUUUCCUCCUGGAUGGAAAGGCUUUUGGCAUCUAUAGGGGACAGAAGCUCAUGCUGGAGUGGCCAGUAGUGGGUGGGGAUAGCCAUCUUGAAGCAGGCUGUCAAGCUGGGUUUAUUUAAAAGCAACAAAAUGUUUUAGUUAAACAACUUCUUAUUUUGCUUUAAAUGUAAAUCUCUUGGUGUUGUAAAGGAAAUUCAGUCUCUUAUCCCCUCCAAUGAUGUCUGCAUUGGUUUGAGGUUUCCUGGGCUUUGCAGGAAACAAGGCCUGCUGUCCUUCCAUCCCCCACAUGCUCGCUAGGCCCCCAGAGCUCACAGGGACACCUUCCUCCUGCAGUAGUCUUCAGGAUGACUAGGCAAGGUCAUUAACAAUGCCAUUCCCAGAGCUGUUGCUGAGCCCUGGGCUUCUCUCACAACCCUGCUCUUCUCAUGGACGCUGAGAGGCUGGCUGCAGGGUCCUGACUUCUCUUGCCAAGAGCAUGCAUCUUUGCUGGGUUGCUCCUUUCAAGCACAGGCGUGUUAUUGUAUGGAACAGUUAGACUUGCCAUGUUGGGCCAGUUUUAGGAAUUGUUUCUAGCUACAGGGACUGUGUCCUUCUGAGUCUAACAUUCGAGGUAUGGAAAAAUGUUGUGGUGUGUGGUAGGGUUUUUUUGUUUUUUUUAGUUUAAUUUUUUUUCUUUGGUCUCCUGACUUUUUCCUUUUCCUUUCUCCUAAAUUGGCCAGUCUCUCGGCCGUGUGUCACCCACCCACCCACCCACCCGUUUUCCCCCUGUUCCCAGGGUGGUACCCACUCUCUCUGUUUGCCUGCAGCAUGCAUUCAAGGCCCUAGCUCAGGCCUGCAGAUUGGGUAGGAACCUCUUCCACCUCAGCGGCGUGAGAGCUGGGGAGGGAGCUUUAAAAAUCAAAGGGGGGAAAAAAGGUAGUCUUUGGCAGUUUCCACUUACUCAGAUUCCCAAAGACUGCAAGGUUUUGCUGAUCUGGAUUCAUUCUAGGAAUGUCUCCUUGCCAGUCAGGGUCACGAUGCAGGCCCACUGAGAACAGUGGCCCUCCCGAUCCCUAGGCUGCCACCUUGCCAGGGGACCUUGUCUUACAGAGGCCCAGGCCUGAGGCUGCAGAACUCUGGGGCAGCCACUCUCAAGAAGCCCUUCUCAGGGGCCAGAACUCUUUUGCCAGCGUGGAUUCCUCAAGUCGGGACUGCACAACUAAAGCAGUUGCAGUUUUAUUUUUUUUACAGCUUUUUUCCCAAAAAUGAUUUGUAGUUGUGUGUGCAGCACUUUGCCCUGAUAUGUGUGCUCUACAAUAAAAACCAAAUCUAAUAUAUUUUGAAA
This is a messenger RNA of Sorex fumeus (smoky shrew), 3492 nucleotides long. It is a transcript of the gene ALKBH5, whose product is annotated as alkB homolog 5, RNA demethylase. Gene Ontology annotation, molecular function: oxidative RNA demethylase activity. The transcript is spliced from 4 exons. Gene Ontology annotation, biological process: mRNA export from nucleus; mRNA processing. Bases 754 to 1938 code for a protein of 394 amino acids. The record is from RefSeq and is a predicted model, not a curated record. Gene Ontology annotation, cellular component: nucleus. NCBI's taxonomy places the organism in Eukaryota, Metazoa, Chordata, Mammalia, Eulipotyphla, Soricidae.